This is a messenger RNA of Racocetra persica, 131 nucleotides long. The record is from the annotation of a GenBank genome assembly. NCBI's taxonomy places the organism in Eukaryota, Fungi, Glomeromycota, Glomeromycetes, Diversisporales, Gigasporaceae.
GUGGAAUAGAAGAAUUUGAAACAAAAGAACUCAAAAAUGAAAUAGUCGAAGACGAUGAACUUAUCGUCUCUCAUGGUAUUGGAAAAACAGAACUUGAUGAUUUAUUGCAAAAACUUAAAGGGUUACAAUAA